This is a messenger RNA of Peniophora sp. CBMAI 1063, 924 nucleotides long. The record is from the annotation of a GenBank genome assembly. NCBI's taxonomy places the organism in Eukaryota, Fungi, Basidiomycota, Agaricomycetes, Russulales, Peniophoraceae.
AUGCAGACCCUGUUGUUCCCUACGGCGUACCGCGUCCCGCCGCGCAAGGAAGCGCAGGCUAUAGGAGUUGGCUACGCACAGGAUCACCCCAACUAUCACGCACACUACCACGAUGUUCACGGACACUAUGCUCCACGGCCAGAGCACAACCCACCUGCCCCACAGCUGUAUCCAAUCAGUGACGAUUGGCGGCUUCCAUCUAGCAUGCCGCCAAUCCCGGACGCUGCACGCUCACAAUUCAGUAGUCUCGCGAACGCCCUCGGGGACGUUAUGCUGAAGCUCAACUCACCGACAAGUGCGGCCCCGGUUACGCGCGCCUCGUCUCCGCCCUGUGCCGGUUCAGGUACGCUAUCGCUGCCGACCGUAUGGCCGGCACCUCCAUUUCCCGCCACCAACCCGCUAUCGAUCACGCCAGCCAAGAACAAGGACGGAGAGCAGGACGUUAUGCCAGGCGUUACCUUUUCCUACGGAACGACGCCGCCUAUCCCGACGACCCUCAACCUAUCCUCUCUUGCAAGAGCAGGAGAUUCGCCGGCGGAGGUUACGUGCGCACCGCCUCAGCCCGCCACCGGUCCACGUACGCCAUCGUUGCAGCGCGUACAACCGACGCUUCUACUCCCCGCCACCAAAGCGCUAUCGAUCACGCCAGUCAAGAUCGGAGAUGGCGAGCAGGACGCUGUGCAAAGCGUUACCUUCAUCCACGAGACGGGAACGCCUGUCUCGAUGACGGCGAGCACGUCCUCUGACGCCAAAACUGGAGAUUCGUCGGCGGAGGGCGAGCCGCCACGGCGUCGUCCGAAGCGGACCCGCGGGCCAAAUAAGGGUCCCCGGAAGGGUCGAGGGUUUCUCGCAUGCUUCUUCUGCCGAGGCCGCAAGAUAUCAUGCAAUCCAGUGGUGGGCAGCGGAGACAAGACGUGCGAGUGA